This is a messenger RNA of Peromyscus leucopus (white-footed mouse), 1431 nucleotides long. It is a transcript of the gene Tmem207, whose product is annotated as transmembrane protein 207. The transcript has 5 exons. The record is from RefSeq and is a predicted model, not a curated record. The coding region runs from base 180 to 611 and encodes 143 amino acids. NCBI's taxonomy places the organism in Eukaryota, Metazoa, Chordata, Mammalia, Rodentia, Cricetidae.
GCUCUUAGUACCAGAGAGCAUGAACCUAACAUUCUGUCCCUGGAUGCCCUUUAUUGGUCACAGAGUCCAUCAUUAAUGCAUACUGCGGCAGGACACAUAGCAUAGAGCAGCUAACAGAUCUUGGGAGAGUUCAUCAGAGUGAGCAAGCCACUGUGUCUGGGCAGAUCAUUCCUUUGAGUAUGUCAAGAUCCAGUUCUUUCUGGGCCACUUCCAAAAUCCCAACAGCAGGAAGCCUGUGUUUGCCACUGUUCCAGCUGGUGCUCUCAGAUCUAUCGUGUGAAGAAAAUGAAAUGUGUGUAAACUAUGAUAACCAACAUCCUGAUGGCUGGUAUAUCUGGUUCCUACUGCUGAUUUUCUUGGCGGUUCUCCUCUGUGGAGUUGUGCUUCUCUGUCUCCAGUGCUGGCUGAAAAGGUGCCGAACUGACUCUCCCAGACGUACCGUGGCUGUUUUUGCUAUUGGAGACUUGGAUCUCAUUUUUGGUACAGAAAUGGCUGGAAGUCCAAGGGCUGGAAUCUGCCUUCCUACACCAAACACUGAACUGUGCCAGGCUCCAUGUUUUGGUGCUUUAGGUCCUCCACCUCCUUAUGAAGAAGCUCCCAAAACAAGCUGAUUGUAGCCAGGAUCAACAGUGGAACGCAUUAGAAAUAUUUGUAAAUAGAGACAACGAGUUUUAGGCAAAUUCUAUGGCUUAGUGGAAAUUCUUGGAGGUCUCUUACAGAGUCUGAACGUACUAGCAAACAAAUGAGUGGAUGGAAGGGGGAAAAAAUGGCCGUAGUGAUGUUUUGACAGUGAAUUCGUGGACUCUGUAACAAUGCUUCCUUACACGUUUAGACUAGACAACAGCCACAUUUUCUUUGCUAAGAAGCCAGCAAUAGGUGCUAGGAAUCAUGUGCGUUAAUUAAGCCUCCCACUGCCUUCCACAGCAUAUCAUUUGAUGCUCCAACAUCUCCAUCUUCACCAAGCCUCUAAUAGAGUCAGUGAAAAAUAGAUAAAUUCAGAAAUAAUUUAACAAUGGUUCGAGCAUAGAUUCAGGUGUGACUAGAGGGAGAAUAUUGGGCUAAAGCCGAAAUGAGAGAAUCAGAAGAAAGCACUGCAUUUGAAGUUGGCCGAGGAGAACAAAUGGAAAGGAAGAGGAAAGAUUGCAAGACUCAAUAAGGAAGUUCUGCUCCCCAGCUGGAGAACAGAGAACGUGUACCUAGAAGCAGAAGACUGCCUAAGACAUAAGCUGUGGGUAAUGGUGACAUGGGAGAGAAGGGGAAGGGUGUCAUUGUCCUUGGGGAAUGUGAACUCCAGAGCCCACUCUUUCCUGGGUCCCUUAGGAUUUGCAGCAGAAUAGAAAGAAACUUUGUUAUAGAUGCCUUUUGCUGCUUGAGGACUGACAGAAGAAGUAGCAACUUGAAAUUUCUAAGCAUCAUUUGGCAGAGGCAGGG